Messenger RNA from Phyllotreta striolata, 1206 nucleotides. The record is from the annotation of a GenBank genome assembly. NCBI's taxonomy places the organism in Eukaryota, Metazoa, Arthropoda, Insecta, Coleoptera, Chrysomelidae.
AUGGAUAGCGAAGGUAGAAAUGUAAUUGUUUGUGAUAAUGGAACAGGCUUCGUCAAAUGCGGCUACGCCGGUAGUAAUUUCCCCGCUCACAUAUUCCCUUCGAUGGUAGGAAGGCCGAUAAUCAGGGCUGUAAACAAAAUAGGUGAUAUCGAAGUCAAGGGAGUCGCAAGUACUCUUCCUGAUUUAAUGGUAGGAGAUGAAGCGUCGGCGCUCCGAUCGCUCCUAGAAGUCAAUUACCCCAUGGAAAACGGCGUGGUACGCAACUGGGAGGACAUGUGCCACGUUUGGGACUACACGUUUGGCCCCCAAAAAAUGAACAUAGACACAACAAACACUAAAAUUCUGUUAACGGAACCGCCGAUGAACCCUACGAAAAACAGGGAGAAAAUGAUACAGGUGAUGUUCGAGAAAUACGGUUUCGCGGGCGCUUACGUCGCCAUUCAAGCCGUCCUGACGCUGUACGCCCAGGGACUUUUGUCGGGCGUAGUGGUCGAUUCGGGUGACGGUGUCACCCACAUUUGCCCCGUUUACGAGGAAUACGCCCUGCCCCAUCUCACCAGGCGAUUGGACAUCGCCGGUCGAGACAUCACCAGGUACCUGAUCAAAUUGCUGUUGCUCAGAGGGUACGCUUUCAAUCACUCGGCCGAUUUCGAAACCGUGAGAAUGAUGAAGGAGAAAUUGUGCUACAUCGGCUACGAUAUAGAAACCGAGCAACGAUUAGCCCUCGAAACCACCAUACUCGUCGAACCCUACACCCUGCCCGAUGGGCGCGUUAUUAAAGUCGGCGGGGAGCGAUUCGAAGCGCCCGAAGCGCUAUUUCAACCGCAUUUAAUCAACGUAGAAGGCCAAGGGAUAGCCGAGCAAGUUUUCAACACGAUUCAAGCGGCCGAUAUCGACAUGAGAUCGGAGCUGUACAAGCACAUAGUGCUGUCGGGCGGUUCGACGAUGUACCCGGGGCUGCCGUCGCGGCUGGAGCGCGAGAUCAAGCAGCUGUACAUCGAGCGGGUGCUGAAGAACGACGUGGAGAAGUUGAACAAGUUCAAGAUCCGGAUCGAGGAUCCGCCGAGGCGGAAAGACAUGGUGUUCAUCGGAGGCGCGGUGCUGGCCGAGGUGAUGAAGGACAGGGACGAGUUUUGGCUGUCGAAGCAGGAGUACGAGGAGCAGGGGUUGAAGGUGUUGAAGAAAUUGGGCGCGAGGGCCGUGUGA